UAAAUGUACGUAUUUUCUUAUCCUGGUAUUUAAGUCUGAGAAUUAUGUUGAUGAAAUAAAGAAGAAACGAAAUAGCAGUUUUGUACGAAAACCUUACUGCUCUUAUUACUUCAGGCUAUGCAAUGCGUACUACCACAAACAUGCGGUCUGUUUAUAUGGGAAUUGGUACAUUCAGUAUCGUAUUAUGUGUAAUAUACGCAUCUUAUAAGUGGUCGGCUAUUUCUGAAAUUCACUUAUCACAUCAUCAAAGUUACACGAGCGAUCUGAACACAACAUCAGACAAGUUGAGAUAUCGUAACCCGUUUUGUGAAAACAUCUUAUAUAACUUGAGCAAUGGUCAGUGGGUGAAAAGGAUUUAUAGUUUUAAUAAAAAUGAAGAGGAAUACAAGAAAUUACUGAAAGAAGAAAGAGAAUUGGAUUAUUCCUUGACUGAAUUUCGUAUAAAACGAGGAAUACAUACACGACUAUGGAGAGAUGACAACAAAUGUGGAUUUAGCAACGUGCAGACAAAGCCAAAAGGAAAUGCGUGGGCGGCUCCUGCAGGAAGUUGGUGUGAUGCGAAAAGUGAGAGACCUUGUUGCAGUGACAUGAAUGAUGGUAGUUGUGGAAGCAUAUGUGAUUGUCCCAAUUGCGUUGAUACCAGGAAGAUAUAUCACGCUGAAAUAAGUGAAUGGAUUCCAUUUGAUUCUUCAUGUCGACGACGAAACUACACAGCAGCACAAGCUUGUGAAGUUGUCAAUCGGUUCUCUCAAAUAUACUUUGUUGGUGAUUCGUUUGUGAGAAAAAUGGCAAGAGGUUUUGUUUUGACUUUAAGGUCCGAUCCAACGUAUGGAUUUUUACUGGCACGGUAUGAUGAAAAUUUCACCAAGCUAUGUGUUGGCGCUGACCAGUUAUAUUGGACAGAAUGUAGAAUUGACGGGGGAGAGAUACUCAAAAAUCUUCUAGAUAAAACUCCUUUUUGUGGAAGCCAGACACCACUCGUUACUCUUAAUAAUUGGUACAAUCAUGCAUCUGCAAACGGGUUUUUAAAUUUAGUGAAAAGUUUGACUGGAAAAGUUGGUUCAAUUUUGCUGGUUGGUCAAGGUGGACACGACGGAUGCAAAUCUGAAGUGACUAUUGAGAAAUUUUUGAGUCCCGUGAUUCAACAUUUGGAUGAUUUCUACAAAGAUUAUAACAACACGACUGUUAAACCCUCGAAAGUAUUUAAAAAGAUUCAUCGAUGGCCACAUAUCAUUUUUAUGUAUCCUGACUCUAACGGAAUAUUAAAACCAAAAGCAUAUCAUGCAGCAAACGGUAAUAUUGUUUGUAAAAAAUUUUCUAGGGAAAUGAAAGUAUAUUGCGAUGCUCAUAAUAUUCCUGUACUUGAUUUUUCCGGUCUUACAUCAAGUGUUCACAGUUAUGAUGGAGCACAUCACGGCCUAGGAGUAAAUAUUAUGAAAGUCCAGAUUUUACUCAAUUAUCUCGAUUAUAUAUAUUAGUCUGGAUAUUUACGAUGAACAAAAUUUGUCAAUGUUUACUUAUUCAAAUAAAUCCAAGUAUAAGCUACUCAAUAUCUAAUCUAGAAUAAAUCCUCUGUACCAAGGGUUCUCAAACUUUUGGUGUUAUGUAUAGCCCGUGAAGAGGUUGACUAUUAUUUAUGGAGCCUCACAAUAAAUAAAAAUCACAACAAAGAAACUUAUUGUUAAUUACCGAUUAAUGUUCCUGAAUACAUAAAAUUUACUUUAUUUAUUGUCCUCGGAUGUAUUUGCUGCUUUAUAUUUAGAAUAUUAAAACUCCAAGGAACUUUAUCUCAUGUUUCAUUCUGUUUAUUCAUUUUAUUUAUUAGUUUGAAGUUUCAACUAGUCUUUGCAUAUGUUUCGUAUUUUCUUUCAUCUGCUUUCUGUAGCCUACAUGGAAAUUAAGAUGCUUGUGAAUCACUUUUGGACGUUUAAUUUCAUGCAUUGGUUUUGUACUGAGACACAGAAUCAAUCUAUAGAUGAAUUUAGCAAUUUUUGUGGGCUUCUAAAUUUGUUUUUCUCUUAAUUUUCAACCCUCGUUAGACCAAUCAUUUCCCAAUUUGUAGUUAUUAAAAAUCAAAAUAUUAGUCAGAAGCCUAUUUUUAUAUUUGUUUUUCAAUUUGGGGGGGGGGGACUCAGAGACCUGUUUUUAACCCUAAUUAAUCUAUUUUUGAUGAAUAAUCUAGGUCUAGGAACACAUCGACUCUGUCGUGCUAAACCAAUGUCUUUCGUUUAUAUGAUAUUUUAAUACAAACCACAAGCAACUUAUUUUAA
Styela clava is the source of this 2270-nucleotide messenger RNA. The record is from RefSeq and is a predicted model, not a curated record. NCBI's taxonomy places the organism in Eukaryota, Metazoa, Chordata, Ascidiacea, Stolidobranchia, Styelidae.